CGUCUUAUCACUCUUAUUCCCGAAUCAAAAUUUCAAAAUUACACAAUGUGUUUUUACUUUUCAAAGUAAUUUCUGCAAUUUUUUUCUCCAAAAAAUUCUCUUAUAUCUUUUCAUUUGUAUAACAAUAGAAAUGCUGUCUUCUGUGUUAUUGAUUUUAAAUUUAUAAAACUUCACAUUGAAGUAUUACCUAAAUUUUCCUCUAAGAUUCGGCAUAAAUACAUCGCACCAUGAUUAUCCGCGGUUUUCGUAUCAAUUCGAUUGCAUUGAAACAAUUAAUCAGUAGACGUGCAAUUUUCACUAGUAACAGAUUACUCGACGAAUCUAGUUCCGAUGAGGAAAACGAUAAACCUAAGAGAAAACCAGACAAAGAUGAAGCUGUAAAAAAAUUAAACGACUUAAUUCUCUUGAUGGCGAAGAAAGAGCCGCCGUCCAAACUAGCUUCACAAGUGAAAAUUCCUAAACCGAGAGAAAACAGUAGAAAAAUAGGACUUGAAAUGAAGAAGCAAAAGGAACUUGAAGCCGAACAAAUGGAAAACGAGAAAUUAGGUAAUAAGCUGGCUGAUGCAGCUACUAAAGUAGCUGAAAGUUAUGGCGGAGAUACUAAAAAAACCGAGAUGGAACUAUUGGACCUUUAUUUUUCGCGUCGCGGAAAACCUUCCAGUACGGGAGAACAAUCUGAAUCAUCUUCUGAAAAAAAUUUGUUGAAUAAUAUGUUAUCGGAGAUGAAAGUUGAAGAAGAAAGUGAUUCAUCUCUCGAUAGAAGUGAACAGAUGUCGUCUCGAGCUCAUCAAGUCAGAUCAAUGGCAAAUGAAAACAAGCCGAGACAAUUCAGAUGGGGAACCCGUAAUGAGUCUUCGAAGAUAAAAGUUGAAGAAGAAAAUGAUUCAUCUCUCGAUAAAAGUGAACAAGAAAGUGAUCCAUCUCUCGAUGAAAGUAAACAAAUGCCGAUUCGAGCUCAUGCACUCAGAUCAAUGGCAAAUGAAAACAAGCCGAAAGAAUUCAGAAGGUUUACCAGAAAAGCAGAUCAGCCUAAAGCCAAUUUAUUCGGUGAACAACCAUUCAAAUAUUUCGACGUCGAUAAGAUUAAAGCUCAGAACGUAACACCGGUUUCAUUAACCACCUGGGAUUAUCUGUAUGAACGAGAUUUAAAACUACAUGUUACUCAUCCUCCUAAAAAUAUUUUUGAGCAGCUAAUUCAAUGGACCGAACAAGGAAAAGUUUGGCGAUUCCCUAUAGACAAUGAGCAAGAUUGGUUCGAGGAACAGAAAUACGAUUUCAGUGAUCAUGUAUUCCUUGAACGUUGGUUGGAACCGUGGUGUCCGGAAACAGGCCCUGUUCGUGAUUUUAUGCAAUUAGUAUGCUUAGGAUUAUCGAAAAAUCCAUAUUUGACUGUUCCUGAGAAACAGGCUCACAUAUUUUGGUACGAGCAUUAUUUCAGAAGUAAAAAGAAAUUGUUAAUCGACACUGGCUCCGGAGAAAUAAAAGAUCGACCACCAGUGGAAAGUAGAAGUACAUAAUUGUUUUAUUAUGUUGGAAUAAAUUUUGUCGUUUUAUUACUAGAA
This is a messenger RNA of Planococcus citri (citrus mealybug), 1562 nucleotides long. It is a transcript of the gene mRpS31, whose product is annotated as mitochondrial ribosomal protein S31. The record is from RefSeq and is a predicted model, not a curated record. The transcript has 8 exons. Gene Ontology annotation, molecular function: structural constituent of ribosome. Lineage: Eukaryota; Metazoa; Arthropoda; Insecta; Hemiptera; Pseudococcidae. The coding region runs from base 228 to 1517 and encodes 429 amino acids. Gene Ontology annotation, cellular component: mitochondrial small ribosomal subunit.